Mauremys mutica (yellowpond turtle) is the source of this 5019-nucleotide messenger RNA. It is a transcript of the gene KCNQ4, whose product is annotated as potassium voltage-gated channel subfamily Q member 4. The transcript is spliced from 14 exons. The record is from RefSeq and is a predicted model, not a curated record. Gene Ontology annotation, molecular function: voltage-gated potassium channel activity. Lineage: Eukaryota; Metazoa; Chordata; Testudines; Geoemydidae. Gene Ontology annotation, biological process: transmembrane transport; potassium ion transport. Bases 1 to 2073 code for a protein of 690 amino acids. Gene Ontology annotation, cellular component: membrane.
AUGGCCGGGCUGCAGCCGCCCGGCGACGGGGACCUCUCUAUGCUCUCGCCGCCCCCGAUCCCCGGCGACCCCCGGCGGGUGGAGUUCGUCGCCCUGACCGAGGUGCAGACGGAGAAGAACGAGCCGCCCGCGGGCAGCCCCCGGCGCCUGGGGCUGCUGGGGACCCCGCUGCCAGCGCCGCCCGGCGGGGCAGCCGCCCGCUCCGCCGCGCACAAGCGUUACCGGCGCCUGCAGAACUGUCUGUACAACGUGCUGGAGAGACCCCGCGGCUGGGCGUUCAUCUACCACGCCUUCAUAUUCCUCCUAGUCUUCAGCUGCUUGGUGCUGUCCGUGUUCUCCACCAUCCCAGAGCAUCAGAAACUAGCCAACCAAUGUCUGUUCAUCCUGGAGUUUGUCAUGAUUGUGGUGUUCGGCAUGGAGUACAUCAUCCGCAUCUGGGCAGCUGGCUGCUGCUGCCGUUACCGGGGCUGGCAGGGGCGGUUCCGCUUUGCCAGGAAACCCUUCUGCGUAAUAGAUUUCAUCGUGUUCAUCGCCUCGCUGGCCGUCAUUGCCGCCGGCACGCAGGGGAACAUCUUUGCCACCUCGGCGCUGCGCAGCAUGCGCUUCCUGCAGAUCCUGCGGAUGGUGCGCAUGGACCGCAGGGGGGGCACCUGGAAGCUCCUGGGCUCAGUGGUCUAUGCCCACAGCAAGGAGCUGAUCACAGCCUGGUACAUCGGCUUCCUGGUGCUCAUCUUCGCCUCCUUCCUCGUCUACCUGGCCGAGAAAGACGCCAACACGGAGUUCGCCACCUACGCGGACUCGCUCUGGUGGGGCACAAUCACGCUCACCACCAUCGGCUACGGGGACAAGACCCCCAAUACGUGGCUGGGCAGGGUGCUGGCGGCCGGCUUCGCGCUCCUGGGCAUCUCCUUCUUUGCUCUGCCUGCCGGGAUUCUGGGCUCCGGCUUUGCCCUGAAAGUCCAGGAGCAGCAUCGCCAGAAACACUUUGAGAAGAGGCGGACGCCGGCAGCGAACCUGAUCCAGGCUGCCUGGCGCCUGUAUUCGACAGACGGGAGCCGAGCCUACCUGACCGCCACCUGGUGUUACUAUGACAGCAUUCUCCCAUCCUUCAGAGAGCUGGUCCUUAUGUUUGAGCAUUUGCACCGAGUCCGCAACGGAGGAGUUAGGAAUUCAGAGGUGAAAAGGUUGCCUGACGGAGCCCCACCGCCAUAUCACUCCUUCACCUCUGGCCAGAAAACCAUCGCCCCUGCUUAUUGCUCUGGGGAAAGCAACAAAAUGGGCAUCAAGGACCGCAUCCGCCUCAACAACUCGCAGAGGCAGGGCAGCCGGGCAAAGCAGCACCUGGCGCCGCCCAUGCGCCGCUCCCCCAGCACCGAGAACGUGCCGGAGGCCACCAGCCCCACCAAGGUGCAGAAGAGCUGGAGCUUCAACGACCGCACCAGGUUCCGGGCGUCGCUGAGGCUCAAACCUCGGCCACCGGUGGAGGUUGACGGCCUGGUGGAGGAGAGCUCCGAGGAGAAGGGCUACCAGUGCGACCUGACCUUCGAGGACAUCAUGCCAGCUGUGAAAACGCUCAUUCGGGCUGUCAGGAUCCUGAAGUUCCUGGUUGCGAAGAGGAAGUUCAAGGAGACCCUGCGGCCCUACGACGUCAAGGACGUCAUCGAGCAGUACUCAGCCGGCCACCUCGACAUGCUGGGCCGCAUCAAGAGCCUCCAGUCACGCGUGGACCAGAUCGUGGGAAGAGGAGCCAUCACUGUCGAUAAGAAGACCCGGGAGAAGGGAGAAAAGUCCCUGGAGGCCGAUCUGGUGGACGAGCUCAGCAUGAUGGGCCGAGUGGUCAAAGUGGAGAAACAAGUGCAAUCCAUAGAGCACAAGCUGGACUUGUUACUGGGCCUCUAUUCCCAGUGCCUGCGGAAAGGCUCCACGAACUCCUUUGCCCUGGCCGCCAUGCAGACCCCCAGCUUUGACCCAGACAUCACCUCCGACUACCACAGCCCCGCAGAGCACGAGGACAUCUCAGUGUCCGCGCAGACCUUAAACAUCUCCAGGUCGGCCAGCACCAACAUGGACUGAGAGGGGUUCCCAGCACAGGUCCCGGGGGAGAGCUGGGGGGACCGGUCGUGAGCCUGGUGGCGAACGUUCUUGUAGACAGACACACUGAUAGCUAGCAGGCAAGGAGACCGACCCGUGAACCCAGCCAGGUUCUGGGCUGGGGACCACGCGGCCUCGUCUAAUGCGUCCUGAUGCACUAUGAGCCUCACCUUGAUUUUACUUGAACAAGUCUUCCUUCUGACCGUGCACAAGCAGGAAUUAUUAAGCAACUAGUGUUCAGCACCUGAGAGCCAGCUGGGGCCGGGACCCCGGGGGAUGCAGCAGGGAGAGUUUCUUAAAGUGUUAAACCUACAAAACCGAGGAGAGAAAUGCCUGGUAUCUAAGAAGCUCUUUUAUUUAUAGGAUCAGCCUCUCUAGACUUUGUCCUCUGCAGGCAGUCUUCUCCGUGGAGGAAAUCCCCCUCUCCCGGCACAUCCCUGUUGGGGUGACGCUGCUCCAGGGCAGCGGGAGGGCGAGUUGGCCAGAGAUGCAACGGGCCAGCGCACCUUGUCACUCGGUCUUUCUUCUGGGCGCCUCUCCGGGAACCGUCCUCGGAAUGAGCUUUGACCCAGGGUAUGGAAUGAUUGAGAGCUCCUGAACUCCAAGGCUGGCGGUUCUGAUCUCUUCACCCUGCGGCUCUACGCCAUUGCCCCUCCUGGGAGCCGGAGCAGGGUUCUUACUACCAGCUAUGCAAGGCUAGAUAACCCUUUACUGUCCAGUGCUAAACAAGGGGCACUGUGACUCGAUUGAAUGUGGUUUCUUCCGGACCUAGGAAAGAGCUGGGGAAUGGCUGGGUUUUGCCUCCCCAGGGGGCGUUGCUACGUUUCCUGUCUCCCAGCGAGCAGGGGGCUCCGAAUCCUGCCGCCGGGACUGUAACUCAGUGCGCACAGUGGAACCGUCUGGGCGGCAGCGUUUCGAUAUGCAACCUUCGAUCCCGACGGGCAGGGCGGACGAGUCGCCCGUCGGCCUAGGCAAUAGGUGUUUACCCCGCGCCCCGGGGGCCAGAUCCGGGGCUGCCCGAGUCAGUGGGGUUUCACGGGGCGAACGCUGCACCUUUGGAGCCUGGCGGGUGGACUCGGACGGACUUUGGAUCAGGCCCGUGACUUGAAAGGGGGUAACUGGCCCAUUGGACCAAAUGCAGCCCUGUUGCAUGAGUCCGUGGAGUUAAUAGCAGGCCUGGAUCUGGUCCAUUGCACGUGGCUGCUGGGCGGGGGGGUGCAUAGGGGGGUGUGGGCACAACCAGGAGGAGGGUACGGAUGCUGUAGCUUAGCAUUAGCUCUUCUUCCCUCCACCAUGGCUAGUCUGCCCAGCUCAGGCAGCCCGGCUUGCCCGCCGUGGCUUCCGUACAUCUCCUAGUGGCACGGGAGGCACUGGUAGCUUAGGGUACCCAAUAUCUCCAGACCUCGAUUUCCCACUGGAUGGUUUUUCUCCCCUGCCCCCUUCUACAGCCUCACCCGCCAGAGUCGGGCACGGGGCUUCACUUGGGUACCUGCUGUCCUUAGUCAUCCAGCUGGAGUGCGUCUCAGCACCAUAGACCCUGCCCUCCCCCCCUCCAUUGAUAGCCCAUUCAUUCAGACCCUGGGCCCCGAUCCCCCGUGGGCGCCGUAAGGGAGUUCACUGCAGGAUGGGGGCUUUAGCCCCCACUCUGGCUCCCCAAAGAGCCCUGGUCUCCCUUGCACAUCCCCUGCGGUCAGGAAUAUUCAGUAUCAGUCGGAGCUGCCUGGGUCAGGCCUGGACUCGGAAGCCCUUCCCCGGCCUGUUUCCUGGUGGGGCUGCGACUGAAACCCAACAGGAACGGUCGCUGGCAUAAGAGGGAUAUUUUUGGCCCGAGGUGGCCAAAGCCCUGAGAUUUCAGUGUCGUCAAAUCCAUCUUGGGACGGAUUUGGCUUUGAACCCGCGGCCCUCUUCCCAAUCUGAACACUGCUGUUUCCCCACAUCUGCUGGUGCUCCCGUGGGGGUGGGUGGGGCUGGUGGGGGACAGAGCUCCCCUAAUGCAGGAUCUCUGCCUGGAAGGAGAGAUGGGAUGUGUUUCUCGUGCCUGCACGUUACCCCUUCUAUGCAGUUAAAUGUCUUCCAGCGUCACCGGGCACGCUCUGUCCCCCUGCCCCUCGGUCCGAGGCAAACCCCUGCAUGGCUGGCCAGCGCUGCCCCGUCCUGCAGUUCAGUUGCAUCAGGCACCAGCCUUACAGGAUGGCCAAGAGCAGCUCUUGAAUUUCGACAUGAAGGGUUUGCCUCCUCCCUUCCCCCCGCCCCGAGCAGCUUCCCCUGCUGGAGAGGGAUGGAGGGCGAGGAGGGGGGGCUGCCGAGGGCCAGCCCUGUCCUGCAAGGAGGCAAGCACAAGGGGUGUCUCUUGGGAAUGGCUGGGCGAUUGUCCAGCCUGCAAGUGCUCAGCUGAGAUCCUGGCUCUGGAACGUGCCCCCCCACGCGUGCGUGCUGCUGUGCCAUUCCCUGGCAGAGCGGGGGCCUCGCCGGCCCCUGGCCCCACCAGUGCCUCCUUUCACCACCCCUGGGGGCUCCCCGACCUUCAGAGCCCUUCUUGUGAUGGUGGGGGUGUAGGUCAGGUCAAAAGGACCUCCCACUCCCUUCACCCACCCCAGCAGGUAUCUACACGGGGGGACGUGAGAGGAGUAUAACCCUGCUCUCCCCCCCCCAGCUCCCAGCCAACUCCCCGGCUCUACCGGCGGCGGGGUGGGAGAGACGCCUGCUGUAGGGCCACGCACCAGAGCUAGGGCAUGGGGGGCAUGAAUCCUGCUUGCAUUCCAUGCCUAGGCAGUGCAUGCCGCCCGCCCCCGCGGAGACCCCUGCCCGGAGCCCGUCUCAUCCCAACCCGCUUGCAUGCUCCAGCAUGUGUCUUGAGUUGUGCAUCGAGACCCUCCGCCCGGGCCCCUGCCCCGAGCACGGCGCCCAUCGCGCUGCGGCGUGGGAGGG